Cherax quadricarinatus is the source of this 4665-nucleotide messenger RNA. It is a transcript of the gene Sym, whose product is annotated as symplekin scaffold protein. NCBI's taxonomy places the organism in Eukaryota, Metazoa, Arthropoda, Malacostraca, Decapoda, Parastacidae. The record is from RefSeq and is a predicted model, not a curated record. Gene Ontology annotation, cellular component: mRNA cleavage and polyadenylation specificity factor complex.
CAAAGAUGUAAGCUUUAGCGGCCCUUAAUCCUGCCAACAACAAGAGCCGCCUGGACCAGCGGUCAGUCUCAUUACUGACACUAGUUCCUUAAUGUGUUAGAAAAUUCCCUUCAUAUUUUCAUCAUGGGUGAAUUUGAGGUGUCUACGAGGGACAGGGUGGUGGAACUUCUGAAUGCUGCUGCAUUUAUGCCAUCAGAGAAGGAAAAAAUUGCAAACCUUGCUCAGGUCCAAGAACUCAUCAUUCAUCAUAACCCGCAGCUGCUAGACUCUUUCUUUGAGGAAGUUGCUGCAUUUCAAAAUGAUAGAAACUCUGAUGUUCGCAAAUUUGUCGUUGGCUUUAUCGAAGAAGCAUGCAAAAAGGAUGUGGCUAUGUUGCCACGGUUGGUUCCCAAUAUCCAGUUGCUGCUCAGCGAUCAGGCAGUUGCUGUUGUGAAACGUGUCAUCCAGGCUGUUGCCCAGCUUCACCGGGCCACUCUUGCCUGGCUUUCAUCAGCUCGUUCUACAACUCCAGAAAUGGAGCAAGUUUGGCUUAUUAUCACAAUAAUUAAAACUACAAUUAUCACCAUGAUUGAUCAUGAUAAUGAUGGAGUGAGAACACAGGCUAUCAAGUUUCUAGAGGCACUGGUACUUCUGCAGACAUAUACAGAAUCUGACUCGGUAACACGUGAUGGAGAGUUCAAUUUGGAUCAGGUGCCUCUCACUCUCAAAGUUGCAAGACCCAGGAAACUGGAGGAGGAAGCAAGAAUGGUUCUGAAUAAACUGCUAGCUUUUCAAGGGUCUAUCCACAUCAGCUCGGUGAACCUAAUGACUUGCAUGUCUUCACUCACCAUUAUUGCUCGAGCACGGCCACAAUUCCUGGGCAAGAUUAUCAAUGCCCUAGAGAUUCUACAUGCCAAUCUGCCACCAACACUAACAAAGUCCCAAGUGAACAGUGUUAGGAAGCACCUGAAGAUACAGAUGUUAAACUUAUUGAAGCACCCAGCAUCCUAUGACUACCAUGAAAACAUUACUACAGUCCUCAAUGAUCUGGGAAUUACAGCAGCUGAGGUCAACAAAUCAAUGCCAACUAAAGAAAUGAUUCGUAAGAGAGUGAGAAGGGAUAAAAGAGGUGAGGAAGUGACUGAAUCCUCAAGUAAGAAGGCUCGAAUAGAAAAAGAAGAGAAGAAAAGCAAGACUGAGGAAGUUGUUGGGAAGAAUUCUGCUGUAGACAUUACCCAGCGGUGGUUAGUGGAAAAACUUACUGCAAAGACUGUAGCCAACUUGGUUAUGGUCACAAUGCUAAAUCUUCCUGAUGAGAUGCCAGCUUUGUUUAGUGUUGGGUACAGCCCCAUAACAGCAGCUGGAACACCAACACAGAUACAGCAUGUAGCUCGACUUAUAGCAUCCCAGUUGACUGCUGCAGGUGUGGGACCUGGGGUGGAGCAAACUGAGGAAGAUGAGGUGAAAGGCGGAUAUGACAGUGAUGAAGAGAGCAAGAUUUCACGAUUAGUGGGUGGCCAGGUGCAGACACAAGAAGACACAAUGCAGUCAGGGCCAGUGCUGGUUCCUGCAGGAGUGGCUGGUCGUGCGUCAAGACCUAAAGCGAAAACCAUGAAGUUGGAUGAGGUUACCAAACCAUUGUUUGCUGCCGGCAACAGUAAGAUGCAACGAUUACUUCUCCUUCGGCUAUUGCAGUGUGAUAAGAUGCUAUUUGACAGUGCAUCAAAGCACCGUACAAGAAUUCUAACCAUGCUGUCAGGAUGCAUGUCAUCCAAAGAAAGUGAAGAGCUUGAAGAUUUUAUUCUCGAGGACCUGCACAACCGUGCUGACCUUCUUUUCUCCUGGCUCUAUGCAGAAUAUUCACUAGAACAUGAUUUUUCACAUAUCAACAAAAUUUUCAAUACAGACAUUACAACAGCAAACAAGAAGGAAAAGAAGUACUCGGAUAUUAUCAGCAGUAUUGCAUUGAAAGUUCUAGCCAAAGAUUCGACAAAGGAGAGAGAUGAGUUUUUAUCACGGUUGUUCCUGGAAUGUCCAUAUGUACCAGAGGAUUUGAUCACUUCACUUGUGCGUGUAGGAAGUCAAGGUGCUGAAUCCAUACUUGUUAUUGCAAACAUAUUAAAAGAUACAGUCCAUUGGCGGCCCCUGUCGGCUAAACCUGCUCUUAAAACGCUCUCUCUUCUUGCAACGCAUGAUCAAGACUCUGUACGUGAUCGGGUAACCCCAAUACUUCUCGAGUUGUGUGAACAAGAUAGCCUGCGUACUGUUGUUACAGAAGCCGCUAUCAAGUACCUUAAGUACCUUUACCAAGAUGCCCCACCAGAGUCUCUGUGUACACACAAUUUAGGCAGACCAAACCAGCCCAGUGAAUGGACAGAGGCAACAGUUAAAGCUUGCCUGUAUAUUUACCUUGCUCUACUGCCUCUCAAUCAGACUUUAAUUCAUGACCUGGCUCAGGUGUAUGUGAAGACUGUGAAUGAGGCAAAACGGUCAAUACUGAGAUUGUUGGAAGGUCCUAUUCGACAUAUGGGUAUGGAUUCACCUCAGCUUUUGACACUGGUAGAGACUUGUCCUAAAGGUGGUGAGACACUUAUCACCAGAAUCAUCCACAUUCUCACAGAAAAAGCUCCCCCAAGUGAGGCUUUGGUGUACCGUGUCCGUGAGCUAUAUAAUCGCCGAGUGUCAGAUGUUCGAUUCCUUAUCCCUGUUUUGACAGGUCUUAGUAAAAAAGAGGUGAUUGCUGUUCUUCCCAAACUUAUUAAACUUAAUCCACAUGUUGUGAAAGAGGUGUUCAAUCGACUUUGGGGGGUGACACUGGAUACAGGAGCUUCUCCACUAACGCCUGUUGAUUUAUUGGUAUCUCUUCAUCUAAUUGAUAGUGAUAAAUGUGACGUAAAGACUGUUAUCAAAGCAACUGGAUUAUGCUUUGCUGAACGUAGCAUCUACACAGCUGAGGUGUUGGCAUUUGUUCUCCAACAACUGAUGGAACAGCCAAGCUUGCCAACAUUGUUUAUGAGAACUGUUAUUCAGACACUCACACAUUACCCAAAGUUGCUGGGCUUCAUAAUGAAUGUUUUGCAACGCCUAAUUGCACGACAGGUGUGGAAGCAGCGAAAAGUGUGGGAAGGCUUCAUAAAGUGUUGUCAGCGUGCUGGUACCCAGAGUUUCACAGUGUUGUUGCAGUUACCUCCAGCACAGCUUUCAGAUGUUUUCACAAGCGCUCCUGAUCUACAUACACGAUUGGUUUCACACAUUGCAACUCUUACCGAAAAUCAGAGAGCUCACAUACCAGUUAACUUGUUGGAAGUGAUUGAAGGUCACAAAUCCUCUGAGGAAUCUCAGUCCAUCCCAAUUGAGCCUUCACCUAACUCACAAGAGGUAGCUGCCUUUUCAGAGGAGCAUUGAAAGUAAUUUUGUAACAAGAAAUUAAAUUGUAGUACUCAUCAAUUAUACAUCCUCAUCAUAACAUGACACAUGGGAGCUAAGAGAGAUCAUGGAAUUUCUUUUAAAAUAAGAUAUGUGCAGUGUUAGGAUAUUUUAUUGAAGCAUUUAACCAUGAAUUACUCGUUCAGUUCCACAGAGACAACCACAGACAAAAUAUAGUGAACAAGAGGGUACGGCAUGAAAAAAAAUGGGGUAGGCCCAGUACAGACUGCUAGGGUGGGAGAGGUGAGGAACUUACCAGGCAUAGGCUAGUAGGUCCAUUGCAGUAUUCAAAAUUCUUGUCAGGUGAUUACUGUCUUGAUGCUGCAGGAUUAAUUCCCCUUGAUGCUGGUGAAAGGCUCUCGAUCUAGGGAAUUGGAUCUGUGCUCCGGUUCCCUGAAUUGAACCCGAAUACCUUCCAUAUCCCCCCACAUGCGGUGUAUAAUCCUACGAGUUUAGCGCUCCCCCAUUUUAAUAAUAAUGAAGGAUUAAUUUAACUACAAUCUCUAUAAUUAUAAAGCUGCUAUAAUUCUGGGAAAUAGUGAUGGUGGUAGCAAUCAAUUUACUUAACAGACAUUGCUACCACCAUUAUUUCAGAGAACUCAAGGAGCUUUAGUAUUAUCAUGGGAGAGAACUAAUUAUUAUUAUAAUCAAAAAGAAGCGCUAAGCUACAAGGGCUAUACAGCAGGGAGAGAACUAAACCUGUAGGGAUUAUCCUGCACAUGUGGAGGGGAAAAUGGAAGGCAUUCAAGCUCAAUUCAGGGAACUGGAGCACAUAUCCAAUUCCCUAGAUCAAGAGCCCCUCGCCAGCCUCAAGGAUCCUCCCUUGAGGGGUCAAGCCGUAUUAUGACCAGAUUACUUUUUCAUCACUAAGAUGCAGCAGUCACCUGAAGUUGGAAUUUUGGAGUAUUACUGAGGGCCUACUGGCCCAUGAGCAGUGGGUUCCUCAUCUUGGCUACCCUUGCAUGUCUGUACUAGCCCCACCACUUUUUUUUUUUUUUUUUCCUAUACCCUACCUAUUUAUGUACUCUACCUGAGCUUUUCUUUCAUAGAACUGGAGCUAUUUGUGGCCAAACGUUCUAUCUCUUACCCAUGGAAUCUCGUGUACAUUGAGGAACUACAUUACAUGGUAUGAAAAAGUCCAGCAGUCACUUUUUUUAGUACAAUACCCCUAAUAUAAUAAUACUAAAAUUAUUGCUUUAUAAUUAUCCUAGAUAAAUAUAUUUUUGGUCUUUUAUACAGUAUAAAUAAAACCAACUAUUG